Messenger RNA from Anneissia japonica, 2510 nucleotides. RefSeq lists its product as uncharacterized. The transcript is spliced from 6 exons. The record is from RefSeq and is a predicted model, not a curated record. The coding region runs from base 147 to 656 and encodes 169 amino acids. Lineage: Eukaryota; Metazoa; Echinodermata; Crinoidea; Comatulida; Comatulidae.
UCUUAUGUGAGAUACUGACUCAAAAAGGAGGAAAUAUACUUUCAAAUCCUUCCAUCCUUAAAGUAUAUUAUCUUACCAUUACAUUUGAAUCAAAAGCUGGCACUGCAACAUGCACUGCAAAGGGUCAUCCCAAGCCGUCCUCUGUUAUGAUAUACAAUGAUGGGAAAGUGAUUAAGCAUGGGACACUUACGGCUUCUGUGAAAAUUAAUGAAGAGUUUUGUAAAACAAACAUUACAUGCUAUGCAGAGAAUGGAGAGGUUAACGCAACAGAAACACUGAAGCCAUGUAACACAGUUCCAUCUAGUUACAUUACCCUGACCAUUGGAAUGAUUUUUGUUGGCGUCUUUGUUGGUUGCUUUGGGCUAGUUGCUGGUUCGAUCGGCUACAAUAGGAUUAAACAGAAAUCUGAAGCCAUGCGAAGUACCGACACCAGAAAGCAAGAUACUUACACGUCAUACAUAGUAGAUACUGGCGAUGAGAACCAUACUUAUCAAGAUCUGCAGGACGCAAAUGCAGAAACAAAUUACGUUAAUGCCAAGACUUACACGUCAUACAUAGUAGAUACUGGCGAUGAGAGCCAUACUUAUCAAGAUCUACAGGAAGCAAAUGCAGAAACAGAUUACGUUAAUGCCAGGGUGGGAAAGUACAAAAAGUGAACCCUUUGUCGAAAAGAGCUUGUUUGUUUUGAUACAGGAGUAUGACUUCAAUCUCUACAAACUGUAACGAUGUUUGCUUUGGCAAUGUACCUCCAUGAUGUUUGGCUUAAUACAAAAUAUAUGAUUGAAAUAAGUCAGCUGUGGAGCUCGUUAAUUUUAAGAAAUAUUAAUACUAGCAAAAGCAAAACAGAAUAAAUUGACAAAAAGUGUACAUGUAUUACUGAAUAUACUUGACAGUUGUAUUUUAAGUUUUCUUCUCGAUGGGUACAAUAUACUAGUAAUUUUAUAGAUUUUAAUUACAGGAUAUAGCCAGUCUAAAGUUGAAGCAUAAAAAUCGGCGAUAAUGGAAUUUAUCUAUAAUAAGUCGUCCAACCCAGCCAGCAGAAUACCGUACUCGCGCGAAUAAGCGCCCGGGCGCUUAACAUAUUUUUGGCUCUUUGGGGGGCGCUUAUUCAAAUGGGUUGUUUAUUCAAACGGGGCGCUUAUAAAACAGAGUGGAAAUUGAAAGGGCGCUUGUGAAUAUAGAUGAAAAUUGAAGGAGUGCUUAUGAGAAAUUGGAAAAUUCAAGGGCACUUUUGUUUUAAUCGAAGAUAAGUGAAUGGUUUUGGUGAAGAAAAGGUAAUCGUCGAGACAUGGCUCAUGACAAAAUGUUGGGGGUACACAAAAGCAGAUGAAAUUAGUGGUGGUGGUGGUGGUGGUAGCGUUUUGGCGAUCUGCCAAUUCAGAUUAGCAGGAUCAUUGCAGCCUUUUUUGCUUAGAUACGAGAGUGAUGAAUUCAGUCAAUUUUUGUUGACUGAAAAUGGCCAUACAGUAUUUUCAUUUUUAGAUAGGCCUAUUAAAUACUAGUACCGUAGUUCUUAAUCAAAAAAUGUAGCAAUAAAACAAGAACGGGAUUCUAAAGAUACAUCAAAACUGAAAAUCAUGUUAAUAAUGGAGACUGAUAGACCGAGUAAUGGAUAGCUGGACUAACCGAACAACGAUACUAAGAUAGAUGCGAAUAGUUGAUGCAGAAAAUUAAGUUGGUAAUGUACUGUACUGUACUGUAUGUAUGAUUGAAUUUUUAUUAGGAAUCGAGGGGCGCUUAUUCAAAAUUGAGGGUGCUCUUAUUUAAAACAGGGCGCUUAAGACAAUUUUCACGUUAGGAAGGACGCCUAUUGAAGAGGGGCGCUUAUUCAAACGGGGGCGCUUAUUCACGCGAGUAACGGUAAUAAAAAUAGUAAAAUAUAUUUUUAAAAAUUGAAUAAGUAGCAUAACAUAUUAUUAUUAUUAUUAAUAUUAUAUUUAUUUUUAUUAAUAACAACAAUGAUGGUAAGAACACAAGCUAAAGAAUGUCUAUAUAUUAUAGGCCUACACCAAAUUAUAUAGGCCUAUUACACUGGUUUAUGAAUUUUAUACUAUCUACAUAUCUAAUGUAGAGUUCUGUUUAUGCAUUUUUAUUAUUUUAAUCAUUGACCGCAGUAACUUCCUGGCUAUUGUUACACCAGUCGCAUACCAAUUCAUGUAGGCUAUCUUUAUGUUCCAUACCAUAAAAAAUGCAUUGGAGAUGGUACAUAUAUCCUCAAGAAUACGUUAAUCUAUAAAGUUUGGAAAUACAAACCAGUUAUAAGUUAAAGAUAUUGCGGCGUUUUUUCUUUUUCUUUUAUGGGAAAUAAUUCGUUGUGUCAGCUAAAGUGAAAAAAACUGUACUUAGCAUUUCGUGCAACAUUUGCUUAGAUAAGUGGUUUAUUUUAGCUUCAUUAGCCCUGAGAAUGUUUUGUUAAUAAAGUUUAAAAAUUCUCAGCGGAUAGGCAUUUUGAAUCUUGUUAAGAAUACACCGCCUGUGUGGUAGGCUUAAAAUGUAGGCCUACACUGUGA